CGUACAUUGUUAGACGCUAGGUAUACACACUACACCUGUUUUCUCAGCAAGCGUGACGUAUACUGUAGUAGCGAAUUCGCAGUUGACUCGUCGGUGCAUACUAAGUCUUAUUCAUCAGGAAUAUAGCGAACUGUUGGCGUUUGGGUGAUUCGCCUUAUCCGUGUAUAUGGGGCCACGUGCACGAGAACAUAGCACACAGAAGACAUAGUUACUGAGAUACCAGGUACCUAUGUGUCGACAGACAGCACGCUAUAUUAUGUAAAUGAGAUGUUAUUCAACCAAUCGUAGAUCUGUCAGUGAAACAGUUCUAGGCACCCACUGCAGAGGAAAGGCGCCCGCACAGCCGUUAUAAUACAGCGUGGCUGCCCAUUCGAUCUAUUGUGAGAUUGUACUCGCUCGCAGAGACAAAGCAGUUAUAAUCCAGACCCACAACACUUGAAAGUGUACGCACUGGCAAGGGAAAUGAUGUCCGACGACAAUUAUACAGCACGCUUAUUGCAUUUAAGUAUUUUCAUGGUCGUAAUAUUAGUUACGAGUAUGGUAUCGGGCGGAGAAUCCGACCCCAAAGACUCGAACACAAAGGAACACAGUGCUAUUAUUAGCAAAAUAAUGAAUGUCUUCGAAAUCGGUGCCCUACGACCCAACACCGGAACUCAUGCGGUGAAUGUAACUUGUGAAAUGUAUGUCAACAGUAUUCACUCUGUAAAAGAAGUAAAUAUGGAAUACUCUGUGGCUAUUUAUUUGAAAAUGCGCUGGCAUGACGAGAGAUUGCGUCAUAAUGGCACGGAACCUAUAACCCUCAAUUCGCCCGAGUUUAUAGAUGUUGUAUGGAGACCAGAUGUCUACUUUGAUAAUGAAAAGAAAGGGGAAUAUCAUAAAGUGACAACUGAUAAUAGGGCAUUAGAGCUGGGUAGCGAAGGCGACAUCACAUAUGGACUCAGAAAUUGUUUUCAAGCCACUUAUCCCAAGGCAAUUGACCGAAGGAUAACGUUGUUUGGAAGGCCCAUGGGCAUGCGUAUACCUGUACCUGUAAAAGAUGCUUACGAUGCAAACAAUCUCAUUCUGCAGUGGAGAGAUUUUAAUCCGGUAGCAUUAUUUCCCGAUAAUCAAAUGCCACAGUUCACGCUCACGAAAUAUGAUUAUACGGAAUCAAUAAGGACUUAUAAGCAUAUGCCGAACAAGUCUUGUCUCGAAGUAGUGUUUUACCUUGAACGGGAAAUGGGAUACUACAUACUGACCAACUACAUUCCGAGUGCUUUGUUAGUAAUAUUAUCAUGGGUGUCGUUUUGGUUACAUCUCGAUGCUACGGCAGCGAGGGUCGCUCUUGGAAUUACUACAGUACUCACAACAGCAACACAGUUAUCCAUUGCUCGGGAAUCGUUACCCGAAGUGUCGUACCCAACGGCAAUCGACGUAUGGAUGACGUCUUGUAUGUUCUUUGUCUUUGGUGCUAUGAUAGAGUUCGCUAUUGUCAACUAUUUGUAUAUGUAUCGCAAGUCCAAGAUAAAUGAGCACGUAUCCGGAAUUGAACCACAGGAAUUAACCCAAAAGACGAACUUUGGAAACAACGCGGAUGGUCUCAAUGACGGAAAUUUUACAACUCACGUCCCGGUCAAAGACGUGGACUCAACACGACCGUUCAUCGAGAAACCGGCGGUUCAAACGUGUUCAUACGCUAGGAUGGCCAAGAAAGUUGACCGUUUGGCUCGAUUACUCUUUCCACUCCUGUAUGGCGUCUUCAACGGUCAGAUGUUUGGGAUAUGUGGUAGUGUAGAUAGUGGUAAACAAUCGCUUAUAUCGGCCAUAUUAUCUCAACUGCGGCUAAUAACCGGUAAAGUUGCCAUUGAUGGUAGAAUGGCUUACAACUUAACAUCUGAAGGUCCAGUAGUAACUGAAAAUAGACCGUCCGAUAACUGGCCUCACGCAGGUGCAAUAGAAUUACAAGAAUUGAAGUUGCGCUUUCGCGAAAACCUCCCUCUUGCUUUAAGGGGUGUCUCCUGCAAAGUAGAGUCAAUGCAGACAAUCAGAAUUGUGGGUAGAACUGGAGCAGGAAAAACUUCACUUGGUGCUUGUUUAUUUCGUCUGAGGGAGCUAAAUUCCGGGGCUAUUUAUAAUGAUGGUAUUAAUAUAGCGUCUCCAGUAUUACAAGAUUUGAAAUCAAAAUUGACAAUAAUUGCCCAAGAUCCUGUUUUGUAUAAUUUGGAUCCAUUUCAACAAUAUUCUGAUGAUGAAGUUUGUUCAGCGUUGGAAAAAUGUUACAUGAAAGACACGAUAGUCAUGUUGGACGAGGCCACUGCUUCCACUGAUACAGCGACUGAUAGUCUUUUACAACAAACAAUAAGAGACGCAUUUCAAGAUUGUACUAUGUUAAUAAUAGCACACAGGCUGAACACUGUAUUGAAUUGUGAUAAAAUUAUGGUCAUGGAUAAGGGAAAGGCAGUUAAACUUGAGCAAGAAAAAGUUAAACUUGAGAGGAAAAAAGCUGCAGAAGAUAUAAAACUCGAGCAAAAACGGCUAGAUCAACUAGCUGAAAUUGAACUCGCAAAAUUAAAAGCUGAUAGAGAGGCUGUCACAAAAUUAGCUCAGCUUGAUUUGCCAAGACCAGACCAAAAUUGUGGGUGGAAACGAGACAUUCGCGGUGUGGCAUUUAGUGGUCAAUUAACAGGGAAGGCAUUGGCGGUUCAUUAUGCACUGUUCGUAGACGAGACUCGUGACUGCGACGUGGUCAAGUGUGUUAUGCUGAAGGCGUAA
This is a messenger RNA of Saccoglossus kowalevskii, 2751 nucleotides long. RefSeq names its product glycine receptor subunit alpha-2-like. Gene Ontology annotation, molecular function: transmembrane signaling receptor activity; extracellular ligand-gated monoatomic ion channel activity. The record is from RefSeq and is a predicted model, not a curated record. Gene Ontology annotation, biological process: monoatomic ion transmembrane transport. Gene Ontology annotation, cellular component: membrane. Lineage: Eukaryota; Metazoa; Hemichordata; Enteropneusta; Harrimaniidae.